Styela clava is the source of this 5198-nucleotide messenger RNA. The record is from RefSeq and is a predicted model, not a curated record. NCBI's taxonomy places the organism in Eukaryota, Metazoa, Chordata, Ascidiacea, Stolidobranchia, Styelidae.
GUAUUUCGAAUUUGAGCUCUGCAGUUACGGAACGCUUCGAAACGCAAAUAAACAUUGCACAUUCUUAGUUACCAAAUCCGAUUUCUUCAAGACGGGUCGAUGUCAUUUCUAGAUCAGCGUUUGGUUGCGUUGCUCAAGACUGUAAGAGAAAAAUUUAAUUAUAUAUUUUACGUUUUUCCUCGGAUGAAAUCGGAGGUAUUAAGCUCGCUUGAAUAAUAAUGAAUGCAAGUUCGCGCCGAUCACCUUAUCGCGGACGUCGACGGGAUCGCUCAACUUCUGAAGAGCGUCCCAGGACAAGAACUUACGAUCCAAGCGAAACAGAUUAUUCCGAUGACUUCGAACCAGAUGCAAUAAGCAAAAAUGCUACACCACCGCCAAAACGCAGGGGAGGAAAUGCUAGAGGAAGAAGACAUGAUAGUGGUUCUUACUACACAGACCAAUCUUCCACUUCACAUUUACAUUCUUCAGGCAGCAAAAAAUCAACUCAAAGUGUAGCUCGUGGUUUGAAAGGUCAGAAAAAAUCCAGACCCAGGUAUGGCUGGAAAUCCAACAAUUCGGGUAAGCCGGAAUCGAUUCGAGCACAUAGGGAUAAUAUAACAACCAGAAUGUUGUCAGCAAAACAAAGAAAAAUAAAUGAACUACAAAAUGAACUUGUCGAAACUGAACACAGAUUAGAUGGUAUGCUUAAAGAGAACAAACUUUUAAAAACUGUUCAGCACCGACAGGAUAAAGCUCUCAAACGAUUUCAAGAUGUUGAAAGUGACUUGCCCCGACUAAUAGCUCAAAAUUUUGAGGAUCAAAGAGUCUUAAAAACCAGACUUAAAAAGGCACAGGAAGCCGAACGAAUCUUAGAAGAAAAACUCCAUGAAAAUAAUGAUGAAAUGCAGAAAAUGGAGAAAACCUUGCGGAAGCUGAAAAAAGUUGUUUAUGACAAAAACUUAGGGGAAAGAUCAGAACUUGCAAGACAGCUUACAAAUACAGAGAAUAAUUUAACUGUUGCUGAACGGAAAGUCAAAGAGUUGGAGAAAAAAUUAGAGUUAACAACGAAUAGUUUCUCGAGACAAAUCAAAUCAGAAAGGCAAAAACACAAAGAAACAAAGGAAAAGUUGGAUGCUUUGACUGAUGACUAUCAAACUGUGCAAUCAAGAUUAAAAGAAAAAGAAAGAGCAUUAAAUGUUAGUAAUAUUUAUGCUUUAAGAAAUAAAGAGCAAUCUGCUAUAAAGUCAAUUCAAUCUACACCCAGGAAACAUUUUUUGCUUAAUUCAACUUUUACUCAAACUGAAGCACCUCUUCCAUUAACAUUCCACUCAAAUAAUGCAACAGUGAAGCCGACACAGAUGGGUUUGAGACGAAAAGAGUCUCCUAGUGAGAGAAAAAAAGAUAGAACGAAACCAACUGAAAAUCACUCGGAUUUUCGAUCAUCUCCUUCAAAUUCUUCUCCUGUUCCUACUGCAAAUACCAUGGGCAUUUUGACUUCUAGUCCAACUACAAAUGGCUUACAUUCAACCACAGGUCAUGUUAGCAAAGAGCAAAGUAAAACCACUGACCAACAUGCAUUUCUCACUUCACACCCUCUAUCAAAUUCUUCAACACCAACUCACUCAAUGGUAGCUGAUUCUAUUGAAUUUGAAAAACCAGCAACCCAGUUUGAACCAAGUUAUUACGAGUCUUCAUCACUGAGAUCAAAUGUUAAAGUAGAAGAAGAAAAACAAAACUCAAUAAGUGAAAUAAAAAAGCAACAAAAACUGGAAGAAGAAAGGAGACGAUUAGCAGAAGAGCAAAAAAAGAAAAAUGCUUUGUUAGCAAAAAUGCGCGAAAUUGAGCACGAUGAGCCUAAUUCUCUUCCUCUUGAAAGCAAUAAAAAUUCUUCAAUUUCACCUGCACCAUUGUCAUUUGAAACUAUCAAAAAUCCGCCCAUUCCAAGCAAAGUCACAAUGCACCCUAAAUCAAAGGCUGAACUUGUGAAGUCAUUAUUGGGAACUGACACUAAUGACUCUGAUCCAGUUGUGGAAAAUCUUCAUAUGGGAUUGCCUUCAAAUCCGAAGAAGGUUGAAAAACCUGAAAAGGAGUUGUCAUUUGGAGGAUAUGCUCCUUCUGUUGGAACUACCCAAGCUAGCAGAAAACCUGUCACUAUCAACAAGAAGCCAGCCAUGAUGUCAUCUGAUUCUGAUAAUGAUGAGCCAAUGUUUGACUUAGAUAGUGGUACACAAAACAAAAAAUCGGAUUUAUUAUCUCAACUUUUUGGAGAGCAAAGCACUGAUAAACUUAAAAAUGAUUCUAAUGAAUCUUUGAAAGCAAAUGGGACAGGAGGAACGACUCCACGUGCUAAACCUGUUCAUUCAGGAUAUCCAUGGGAGAAAAAUGUUGUAACAACAAACCAUGUUAAUGCUCAUGUUUCAAGUAAAACUAAGACAGGUUUACCUGUUAAAGCUACUCCGUCCAUUCAUGAAGAUGACAUUGAGGAAUUGGUGUUGUGAGACUUUAAAAAUCACUUAGCAUUUACAACCACAAAUUUCAACUUUUAAGAUUGAGUUGCUUUGAAGCAGCAAAGAAAGCAUACAUACCAAUUUUGUUUGUUGGUAUGGAUAUCAACAAUGUUCAAUACCGGUAUUUGCACUGUUACUAUUCUGCAAUUCAUUUUAAAUUUGAAUUGGUGAAUAAUGCCCCUAAUCAUGGAGUACCCAAAUCAUUGUUUAUACCACAUUGAGUCCAUUUCUCUGACUUGAACUUUCCUGUAAGUUGGUAAAUUGUUACCAUUAUUGACUACAAUCGUUCUGAUCUUGUGAUUACUACUCCUAAUCUUACAAAAAUAUUGCUGACAAAAAUAAAUUAAUAUUGUUUUUGUAAAGUAAAAAGUAAUUCAAACAGUAAUUCUUAAGCCGUCCAGGUGUGUGUAUAUAUUUUACUGUGACUCUGACUUGCUGUCAUGUGUUAUGUGGCUUUGACAGCUUUAUCAAAUUGUUGCAAACCAUCAUAAAUUUUGUAGAUUUUUCAAGUUGAAGAUUUUUGCUCAGGCAUGAAUUCUAUGUAUAUUUGGUUUAGGUAUGAUUGUGUCAGUAUCAAAAUGAGAAAUCGAAUGAUAAUGUAUCAUCUCUAUCAGAAAUAUUUCAUUCUGGUGCACUGAUUUUUUAUUCCUAGUGAAACAUAUUACAUCACGAGUAUAAAAUUUUUUUCAAAAUGGUUUAAUGGUUAAAACAUUGAUAAAAAAGGAUUGGCAAGUGUCAAUGAAACCACAUGUUAUUAUGGACCUGUGAUUCAUUAUGUUAUGACGCCACUGCUGCCUCCAUUUAAAUUUAAAUGCUGUUGACAGUUGUCAGGUGAUUGUAUUGAUUUAAUUGCCAAGUGAGGAAAACACCCAUUGUACUGACUCAUCAAAAUUUCAUAACUAUUUGCUAUACAUAAUUUAAUGAACAGUCGAAUGAUAUAUGUUACUUAGCAAUAUUUUUAACAAAUGUUUGCCAUCACCAUUAAAUUGUUCAGUUUUCAAUGCAAUAAAUAUUUUAUGAUUCAUUAUAUUUCAAUUUAUAAGCUAUGUUAAAUUAGCCAAAUUCAGGCCCUGUGACCAAUUGAUAUUAAUUCAUGUUCCACCAAGUGUCAUUCUAAAUGUUUUCUGUCAUAAUCUGGCAAUGUUAAAAACACCUGUUAAUUGUCUAAAAAAUCUUAUUAGGCAUGUAGUAAAUCUACGACUCUUUUAUGGGUUUUGUAGUAUGAAUUCUCAAUAGGGAUGUAAUAACAAUCAACUUUUUGCUAUGUUAUUGUUUUACUUGAGAAUGAUUUGAUUGGUGAGAAUCGCUUGAAUAUAUUUGUUGGUCGUCUUGUUAGCGAAUGUUACCUAAUUUAAACAACGUUAUUUUUUGGAACACCCGUUUUCUAAUCUAAAUGAUAUAUAUACGAUAUUACUAUAUUUUCUAUGAUUAGAUUUGAGAUAACUCGUCAUCAAAUAAUUAAGACAAAAUUGCAGCCAAUAAUAAUCUUGAUAAAUAUUGAGGGCAAAUUACCAUAAGAAUCGAAUAUUUUUGUUUCUGGUUGUGGCAUUAUUUUGUUUAUUUUGAUGUUUGGUGUCAUCAAAUACCCAAUAUUAUUGUCAUAUAUAAGAAUUGGUAUUGGCAUUUAUUUUGAUAAGCUUCAAUUAAACUUCUGUCGAAAGUAUGCUUAAAUGAGCAUGCAUCAAAAUUCUACUUUUUCACCUACAAAGCCGGAUGCUACUAAAUCGUCACUGUGUUUUAACCUGUGUUGCCACUUACCGUAUAUGUCAAACAAUAUGAAUCAUCAGAAUUUUACGACCUGUAAUUCUUUCCUGAUUUUGAUUGUAUAUUAUCACCUAUUGUGUCAUAUUGAAGCUUGUCAAACUCUGAAGUCUGUGUCCAUAUAUCAUGGAGCCAUUUUAACUACUUUGUAUCAGUCCGUCUGAGAUGUGUAUUGUGUCAAGUUACAUUGUUUAAAUCUGGGUUGUUUCUUUUUUUGAAGUGCACAAAGAAUAUGCCAAAAAUAUGUAUGGAAUCCAAAUUACAGUCAAAUAACAUGAGAAUCAUGCUAGGUAAUUCUCUUUUAACUGAGUUUGUAUCUGGCAAAAUUCAUUUGAUGCACUAUAUAACCCUGUUAAAUUACAGUUCAUUGAAAAUAAGUGAGGCAAAAAAAUUAUUUGAGUUUAUAAACAUGUGUUCUAUGAGUUGUAGGCUGGAAACUGUGUUGUCAUUGAUUUUCAAUUAAGAUUCGAAUCUUUUCUGCAUUUUUUGAGGUUGCAUAUUCAAAUAUGUCUUUUACUGUCUUUUUGAAAUUAUCAGUUGAAAAAAGUGUUGACUAUUGUUUACUUUUCACAAAACUUGGUCAUUUAAUAACUUUUAUUUGAAAAUAUUUAUUCUUCUAUCUUGAUCUAGAUUUCUGGACAAUCCAAUUUUAAUUCAAUAUGUGUGUUUAUUUGGAAUUGUUUUGUAUUGUAAUUAUAACUACCUACUUAUAGUACUCCAAUAUGAUUAUGAAUAAUCAUGGUUGUUACUUUCCACUGUAGCUAGUAAUUGAUUUUACGAAACGGUACAAUUCUUUAAAAUGAAGUUCUUAAGUUUGUUUAUUAUUUUCUUUUCUUAAAUUCAAACUCUGUGUAUGAUUGUGUUGUCUAUAAUAUAACUGUAUUGCCUUUGUAGAUGAUUUUUUUCUUUGUUAUUCAAAGUAUUUUCUAAAUGAGUUUGUAUAUUUUUUAA